CGCAUGUCAUGGUCUGCCACAGUUUUUAGUGGUACCCGAUGGAAACACAAACCCAUAAACCUCAUCGUCCAGCCCAGUCUGGUUCGAAGGCUGGAAAGAAAGGAGAGGGAAAACAAAAUACGGGUUUCAAUGAAAAGGCAUUUGCACCAAAAUCUGGGCGACGUGCCGAUCGUCAGGCCCGGAGGAACGUCGAGCGUGAUGAAGCUCGUCUUCAUGUUCCUCUUGUAAACCGAACACCUGAUGAUGAACCCCCACCAGUCAUCAUCGCAAUCGUCGGGCCUCCAGGCGUAGGCAAGACCACUCUGCUCAAAAGCCUCGUCAGGAGAUACGCGAAGCAGACAUUGUCCGAAGCCAAGGGUCCAAUCACUGUGGUCGCUGGAAAGAAGAGGAGACUAACAUUUAUCGAGUGUAAUAGCGACCUCAAUUCUAUGAUCGACAUCGGCAAGGUCGCAGAUCUUGUUCUCCUGAUGAUUGACGGCUCUUACGGCUUUGAAAUGGAGACGUUUGAAUUUCUUAACAUCCUCCAGGCCCAUGGUUUUCCAAAAGUCAUCGGCAUCCUUACUCAUCUCGACCUCAUUAAAAAGCAAGCUACCCUCAGGGCUACCAAAAAGCUACUCAAAAGACGCUUCUGGAAUGAGAUAUACCAAGGCGCAAAGCUUUUCUAUCUCUCUGGUGUUCUCAACGGUCGUUAUCCUGAUACCGAGAUCCUCAAUCUUUCCCGUUUCAUCAGCGUCAUGAAGUUCCGUCCCCUGAUCUUCAGGAAUACUCACCCAUACCUCCUUGCGGACAGAAUAGAAGACUUGACGCCGCGCGAGGAAAUAAGAACCUCAAAAGGUCGGUGUGAUCGCACUGUGACCCUAUAUGGUUACUUGCGAGGGACGAAUUUGCGGCAGAGCACCAAGGUACAUAUUCCUGGUGUAGGAGACAUGGAUAUCAAAACAGUGACGAAGCUCGGCGACCCAUGUCCCUUGCCAGAUGCGGAUUCUGAGAAACGAAGAAAGUUGAGCGAAAAGAAGAAACUUCUUGUGCACGCACCCAUGAGCGACGUUGGUGGUGUCAUGUACGACAAGGAUGCUGUGUGGAUUAAUAUCCCCGGUAACUUUACAAGAGGAGCCACCGAUGUUCCUCAUGGCGAGGGUGAGCGAAUGGUCAUUGACCUACAAGAUGUGGAUGAGACCCUUGAAGAGACGGUGGCCCGGAGCAACAUCCGCCUGUUUGGUUCUUCAUCAAACCCACUGACUAUUGAUGCCCGACAUCAUGCGUCAGAGGGCGACAGUGAGUUUGAGGAGGGAGAAGAGGUGUUCUCGGAAGAUGAGCAGGGCGAUGAAGGGAGUAGUGAAGAGGACGAGCAGCCUUGCACCGGCCCUUCAAAUACCGGUCGUCACGCAGCACGCACGAUCGUGCGUUCCACGCAUGGUUUCUCCAGCAAGGAGAAAGAGGGAGGAGAUGUCGUUUUUGCUGACUCUGACUCCGAACUUGGGUUGUCCGACGAUGAAGGCCGUGGCAGAGCAGGUGAAGUCAUGUAUGCUGACGGUGGAAAGGACAUUCUGAGCGAUGACGAGGAAGAGUUUGAUGAAGACAACGAGGAUGACGUACCAGCGUGGAAAUCUGGACUGGCUGCGAAAGCAAGCGCCGCAUUCGGGGAGCUCAACCGUCGGAGGCGGCGUAAAGACUGGGUUGCAAUGAUUUAUUCCAGUUCGCUCGGUCCGGAGCAGAUUGCCAAUGGCGCAGACACGACUGGGGUCAAACAGGACGAAAUAGAUGAUGACUUCUUCCGGGUGGAUAGCUCCGGUGCUGUGAACCAAGAUGAUUUGGACAUGACAAAAGAAGCGCUGUCUCCUGGUGCGCUGAGGGAGUGGGAAGAUGAGGAAGUUUUGGAUUCUCUAAGGGCGCUAUUCAUCACAGGGGAUCGUGACGGCGGUGAGGCAGACCAGGAAACGAAUACUCACGAAAAUCCGGAAGGUGGUGACUUCGUCGACCUGGAAGCUAGGAAAGCCCAGUCUGCUCCCACUGAAUUCGAGGGCAUUGACACCGGGACUCGUGCCCUUGUCGAGGGUUAUCGGCCUGGAACAUAUGUGCGCAUAGAACUGGCUUCAGUCCCUUGCGAAUUCAUUCAACACUUCGACUCACGCUACCCUAUCAUUGUCGGUGGACUGCUAGCUGCAGAGGAGCGCAUGGGAUACCUCCAAGUUCGCAUUAAGCGUCACCGCUGGUUUGCUCGCACAUUGAAGACGAAUGACCCGCUUAUCUUUUCCCUCGGCUGGAGGCGCUUCCAGAGUGUCCCCAUAUAUUCACUCGACGACCAUUCUAUCAGGAUGCGCAUGUUGAAAUAUACGCCAGAGCACAUGCAUUGCUACGCGUCGUUCUAUGGCCCAGUUGCGCUCCCGAACACAGGUUUUUGUGCAUUCAAUGCGCUCUCAGGGGAGACGGUUGCAUUCAGAGUGAGCGCGACUGGCGUGGUCCUGGACAUUGACCGGUCGACAAAAAUCGUGAAGAAGUUGAAGCUUACGGGUGUGCCAUUCAAGAUUUUCAAGAAUACAGCAUUCAUCAGGGAUAUGUUCACUAGCGCUCUGGAAGUGGCGAAGUUUGAAGGCGCGAGCAUCCGAACGGUGUCUGGCAUCAGGGGUCAGGUAAAGAAAGCGCUGAACAAGCCGGAGGGUGCCUUCCGUGCGACAUUUGAAGACAAAGUGCUGAUGAGCGAUAUCAUAUUUCUAAGAGCGUGGUAUUCGAUCCAGCCUCGCAGAUUUUACAACCCAGUCACAUCUCUCCUUCUGUCCGACAAGUCACGCUGGUCUGGCAUGCGCUUAACAGGUCAGAUUAGAAGAGAUGAAGGGCUGAAAACUCCACUGGCCGUCAACUCCACCUAUAAGCCGAUAGAACGCCCCGCCCGACGAUUCAACACGCUCAAAGUCCCGAAGAAGCUACAAGCUGCUCUUCCGUAUGCCUCAAAACCCAAACUUAUGAAGCCUCAGAGCAAGCAGACCUACAUGCAAAAGCGUGCUGUCGUACUAGAGCCUGAGGAGAAGAAAGCAAUUGCACUACUUCAGCAGAUUCGUGCGCUGCGCAAGGAUCAAGUAACACGGCGUCGUGAAAAGCAACAAGAGCGCAAGGAGACACAUCGCAAGAAGGUUCAAAAGGACGAGGCUAAGGACGCAGAAAAGGAGAGGGAGAAGAAGAAGGUGUAUAUGAGAGCUGCAGGGAUGAAAAGCAAGAGGGAAGCCGAUAUCGAGGAAGGGAAAUCGAGGAAACGGAGGAAAACUUGAGUCUGAGUAACAUGCAGUGCACAGUAUUAGUAGUUAUUGCUGGUAUUCCAUUAUUUGAGCUGUGACGUGACC
Suillus subalutaceus is the source of this 3335-nucleotide messenger RNA. Its product is annotated as DUF663-domain-containing protein. Lineage: Eukaryota; Fungi; Basidiomycota; Agaricomycetes; Boletales; Suillaceae. The transcript is spliced from 6 exons. Gene Ontology annotation, biological process: endonucleolytic cleavage of tricistronic rRNA transcript (SSU-rRNA, 5.8S rRNA, LSU-rRNA); ribosome biogenesis; maturation of SSU-rRNA from tricistronic rRNA transcript (SSU-rRNA, 5.8S rRNA, LSU-rRNA). Bases 39 to 3263 code for a protein of 1074 amino acids. Gene Ontology annotation, molecular function: ATP hydrolysis activity; GTP binding; U3 snoRNA binding. Gene Ontology annotation, cellular component: nucleus; 90S preribosome. The record is from RefSeq and is a predicted model, not a curated record.